AUGUCCUCCUACAGAUGCCAAGAGAAAAGAGUACUGAAAAGUCACGACUGUGUGCUGCUCUACAAAUCGGAGACAGGCGGAGAUGAAAGCCCCACUCCUGACGGCAGCCUGCUCAGACUCACCAGCAGCAUGCUGAAGGUGAAGAGGCUGGAGGAGAUCAGCUCCUGCCACAGCAGCAACCCCCUGGAGAAAGUGGCCUUUUUCCAGUGCAUGGAGGAGGUGGAGAAGGUGAAAUGUUUUCUGGAAGAGAAUUCUAGUGAGCUGGAUCUGCAGGCUGGAGACCAAGAGGCUAAGGAAAACGUGUGGUCCAACCCUGCACUGAAUGAAAGGACAAUUGUCGCCGGUGGAAAGUCAUCAGCCCUCACAGAGAAACCUGACCAGAAAAACCUAGUCUCCUCCGAGAAGGAAAAGGUUACCAAACUCAACAAGAAAAAUGCUGAGAAGACCAACUCCUGUGAGGUUCAGAGGAGCUAUGUCAUAUGUCAUCAGGAAAGACAAGACAAGGUAGAUUUUGUUCCAAGGGAUCCCAUGGAACUAAGAGAGAAUGCAGAUGGAAAAGAUGGUCUAUGCGUAGAAAGUCUGGAGAGACAAGAAAGCAACACCUUGGGGGAUAACCAGGACACUGAGGAUAAAAAUGGAUGUCCGUUUCUCAAAGGAGGGAAACGUGGGCUUCCUUCUAAGGAAGAGAGCAGAGGAACAGAAACCGAGAACGCAGUUUCAACAGCGGCAAGUGAAACAGUGCUGGACAAACGUUCACCUGGAAAUCAGCAGGCGGACGGGAUGAAUGGUGGCCCAUCCUCUGAAAGGUGCAUCAGUAAUAUAAAGGCCAUUUCUACACCAGGAAUCCCGGGAAAUUCGGCAGCAGGAUCCACUUUCCAGAAUGCUGAACAGACAGAGUCUGCGGGCAGCAGUAAGCGCCGAGUGGCAGAGGAGUGUUUCCUAAGUGAGGACAAGAAAAAGAGCAGAAUAGAUGUAGUGAGAGUGGGGGAAGAGCCCACGGUCAGGACAGAGGAAGCCAGACAAACCUGGAGCCCGGAUGACAGGCCCCAGGAGGGAAUGAGCAUCCAUCUAAGAGAGCAAGCCCCAGCGGUCCCACUAGACGAUGUCCCCGCUCCUGCAGCCCCGUUUGAUCACCGGAUCGUAAUGGCCAAACACGCUGCCGUGGACAGUCUGUACGCCGUGAGCAAGUCUGAGAUCCUAGGAGGGGGUCGCUUUGGCCAGGUUCACAAGUGUGAAGAGAAAGCAACGGGCCUGAAGCUGGCUGCUAAAAUCAUUAAGAUCAGAAGUGCAAAGGACAAGGAGGAUGUGAAGAAUGAGAUUAGCAUCAUGAACCAGCUGGACCACGUGAACCUCAUUCAGCUCUAUGAUGCCUUUGAGUCCAAGCAGGACAUCAUCCUCGUCAUGGAGUAUGUGGAGGGUGGGGAGCUGUUUGAUCGCAUCAUUGAUGAAAACUGCAACUUGACAGAGCUGGACACCAUCCUGUUCAUGAAGCAAAUCUGUGAGGGGAUAAGGUACAUGCACCAGAUGUACAUCCUCCACUUGGAUCUCAAGCCUGAGAACAUCCUGUGUGUGAAUCGGGAUGCUAAGCAAAUAAAAAUUAUUGAUUUUGGAUUGGCCAGAAGAUACAAGCCCAGAGAGAAACUGAAGGUGAACUUUGGAACCCCAGAAUUCCUCGCCCCUGAAGUUGUGAACUAUGACUUCGUUUCCUUCCCUACGGAUAUGUGGAGUGUGGGAGUCAUCACGUACAUGCUACUCAGUGGCUUGUCCCCGUUUUUGGGAGAUAAUGAUGCAGAGACGCUGACCAACAUCCUGGCAUGCAGGUGGGAUUUAGAGGAUGAAGAAUUUCAGGACAUAUCAGAGGAGGCCAAGGAGUUCAUCUCUAAGCUCCUCAUUAAGGAGAAGAGCUGGAGAAUAAGUGCCAGCGAAGCUCUCAAGCACCCUUGGCUGUCAGACCACAGACUCCACUCCAGACUGGCCCAGGAAAACGGCUGCGGUUGCUGCUGCUUUGAGAAGGCUUCUGGAAAAAUCAGCAGUUCUGGUGCCUUGACCCCUGUGAUGACUGGCAGCCAUAGCACGGGCAGCCUUGAACUUGAACUUGGAGAAGCUUUGCUAUGCUCAUUUUGGAUGCUAGUGCGGCAGCAGGUACGCUAUGCUGUUUCUCAGGCUACCAGAGCAGAGCCUGAAAUGCAUAAAUCUCCUGAGAUGGCUGUGAAGCAGCUUGGCACAGGCCUGUGGUCCCAGCUGCGUACGAGGCUGAGGAAGAUGAUCAAUCACAUGAACCUAGGAGAUGACAAGUAA
Messenger RNA from Alexandromys fortis (reed vole), 2298 nucleotides. RefSeq names its product myosin light chain kinase family member 4 (gene Mylk4). Gene Ontology annotation, biological process: protein phosphorylation. The transcript has 16 exons. The record is from RefSeq and is a predicted model, not a curated record. Bases 1 to 2298 code for a protein of 765 amino acids. Lineage: Eukaryota; Metazoa; Chordata; Mammalia; Rodentia; Cricetidae. Gene Ontology annotation, molecular function: ATP binding; myosin light chain kinase activity.